This is a messenger RNA of Arachis duranensis, 1260 nucleotides long. RefSeq lists its product as uncharacterized. Gene Ontology annotation, molecular function: S-adenosylmethionine-dependent methyltransferase activity. The transcript has 8 exons. The record is from RefSeq and is a predicted model, not a curated record. NCBI's taxonomy places the organism in Eukaryota, Viridiplantae, Streptophyta, Magnoliopsida, Fabales, Fabaceae. The coding region runs from base 593 to 997 and encodes 134 amino acids.
AGAAAAAAUGGCAGAGGUACAGUAGACGGGCUGAGAGGAGGAGGCGGUGGAGCAAAGCUUCACAGAGGAGUAGGAGGAGACGGAGAAGAAACACCAACAGAGAGAGGACGUGGCGGCGAAAAAGAGGCGCAGCAGAGAGAGGUAGAGGCGAAGGCGGUGAAAAAGUAGCACAAGCUCCCAGCCGACGAAGUAGAGCACACAGAAGUCGGAAAGGAGAGGCGCCGUGCAACGGCGAUGAGCUUUGAGUGGGUCCGUCAAAGAAGUGAAUAGCAGAACUGCAGGGGGGUAUUUACAGAACACCACCUCUUCAAAUAUACCCUUGGAUUCACAGUAAUUGCAAUUCAGUGUCAGAUAACGACCAACUUCGUCCUGUUUCCUUACCUGAUAUUCAUCCAGCCAGUGCAGGAAUUACUGAAGGCUUUUCCAUGUGUGGAGGUGACUUUGUUGAAGUUUAUAGUGAUUCAAGCCAAGUAGGUGUUAUGGCAGGAUUUGGAUAAAUGAUUCCUGACUUCUUACCAACUUAACUUGAGUAGAGAACGAGCUGCUAUAGAUGCUUGAGAGUCUGAACUGAUGGCUUCUAAUCUUACUACAAAUGAAAAUAUGGUCUUGGCACAAGUUUUUCAGUGUACAUAUCCAUAUCAAUCUGAGUGCAUGGGAUGCAGUUGUCACUUGUUUCUUUAUUGACACUGCUCACAAUAUAGUGGAGUACAUCGAAAUAAUUUCACAAAUUUUGAAAGACGGAGGAGUUUGGAUAAAUUUUGGCCCUCUACUUUAUCACUUCGCUGAUAUGUAUGGGCAAGAAGAUGAGAUGUCCAUUGAAUUGAGUUUAGAAGAUGUUAAAAGGGUUGCAUUGCAUUAUGGAUUUGAAUUUGAGAAAGAAACAACCAUAGAGACAACCUACACCACAAAUCCUAGAUCAAUGAUGCAAAACCGUUACUUCGCUGCAUUUUGGACGAUGAGAAAAAAAUCUGGAGUGGCGCAUCAGCAAGUGCCUUGAUAAUUGGAGCAUAAUUUAUGCAUAUAAAGUAUAAUUAAGUUAAACACUUUGUUAGGCUUGUUCUCUUUUUUGAUGGAGUGGAGAGUAUUUUUGUAUUGAUGGAACCUUCGCCACUAAUUUGCCAUCAUUGAAAACUUAUACGCAUUUACUAGAUGUAAAAGUUGCACAUACCCAUAAUGAGUGUUUUUGACAAUAAGAUGCGUGUAGAAUAACAUAUCCAUUGAUACGAUACAAUAUAAUAAAAACAUUUACUUUGGUUUCAA